UGGCACCCAAAUGUUCCGGGAGGCCAACUAUAUUUUCCGAAAGUCUUCGGUGAAUAGUUUCAAGCAGCAGAAUCGCAGUUCGUACUUUGGCUAUACAGUCAAUUUACGAGUUAGUGGAGUAUUUAUUGGAGCACCAAGGGCACAAUCCCAACUUGAAUCUCAACGAAAUAUCCAUGAACCCGGAGCAGUCUACAAGUGCAGCUACACAUCAGCAUCUGGCUGUUGGCCAUUUCAUCUCGAUAAGGAGGGUAACAUCCAUGUUGAAAGGUACGAUGGUUAUAUUCGAUCCGAGCGAAAAGACUACCGGUUGCUGGGGGCUGCAAUGGACGGGUUGACAGCAGAUGGAAAUUGGUUCGUGGCUUGCGCUCCGAAGGCUAUCGGCGAGUUGAAUGAACAGUAUCAUUUGCAUGGUGUAUGCUAUGUUAUCGACGAUACUCGUGCAUCCAACAUAUCAGAAACGCCACAUAAAAUUAAACCGUUUAUGUUGAACAAAAUGCAGGGCUAUAAACUGCCGAAUAAUAAAAAGGUUUACUUUUACAUGCUCGGCCAAUUGGGAUUUAAUGUGCACGUGACGGAUGAUGGAACUGAAAUUAUCAUAGGUGCUCCUGGUGUCAUGGAAUGGACUGGAACUGUCAUACGCUACCGUCGGAAUAGCAAUAAGACUAGGAGGGUGGCAUGGAAUAAUGUUCAUGUCGUGUAUGAUCGAUACUAUUCACAUGAAACUACUGUCCCUAACCCGAUACGCUUAGAAACGUUGGGUACAUUCUCAUACUUCGGGUAUGCCGUUAGCUCUGGACACUUCUUGGCGAAUCAGAAGGUCCUGUACGUUGCUAGUGCCCCACUUUCUAAAGAGGGGCGAGGAUUGGUGCUCAUCUUCGAUUACGUUCAACAACCUUUAGAGAAUGAAAUUGGCAUAAGCGUGCUCCAGACAAUCACUGGCCACCAGCUUGGCGAGUACUUUGGAUAUGCAUUGCUCACCGAAGACUUCAAUAACGAUGGAUUACCGGAUCUCGCUAUAGCAGCUCCAAUGCAUGGUGUUACAAUGGAGUUCGAUAAUGGAGUAGUCUAUGUUUAUCAGAAUAAGGGAGGAUUGAGCUUUGAGCUACAAGCAACCCUAUCAUCAUCCUACGCCUUCGGAGGCCGCUUCGGAACGAGCUUGGGAAAAAUAGGAGACAUCAAUCGAGAUGGUUACGGUGAUAUGGCUGUAGGUGCUCCGCAUGAAGACAAUGGCGUGGUGUACAUCUUCCUUGGAUCUGUAGAAGGAAUACGAAAAAUUCCGAGCCAAGUUAUAAAGGCUCCUUCUGAUAUAAAAGCUAUCCACCAACCAAUGUUUGGUUAUUCGAUCUCGCGUGGAGUGGACAUUGACGGAAAUGGUUACAACGACUUGGCCAUCGGUGCUCCGAACGCAGAAAUGGUCUGCGUUUAUAGAUCAUAUCCUAUCGUGAAAGUGAAUGCUACCAUCAGUUCAACUACAAACCGGAUACCAAUCGAGGGAAGCUCGAUAGAGGUUGAAAUUUGCUUCUCGCGAGAGUUUGUCCGAAAAGAUGGACCAUCGUUUGAAAUUGAACUGGAGUACAGCCUCAAGCUUGAUUUGGCCCUUCAGCUAGCGUCACUUCAGAACAAUGCCACUAAUUCAUCAUCCAACAUCAUCAAUAUAGCAGCAAUAGUGUCAGUAGAUAUUUCUCCAUCGACGUCUAUUGCGACGAUCAUUUCUGCAACCCAAACCUACGGAUUACAAGUUUAG
Molecule: messenger RNA, 1744 nt
Organism: Anopheles darlingi
Lineage: Eukaryota; Metazoa; Arthropoda; Insecta; Diptera; Culicidae
Product: integrin alpha-PS3-like
Exons: 5
Coding region: 11-1744 (577 amino acids)
Biological process (GO): integrin-mediated signaling pathway; cell-cell adhesion; cell-matrix adhesion
Cellular component (GO): integrin complex; external side of plasma membrane
Molecular function (GO): integrin binding
Source: RefSeq, a predicted model, not a curated record